AUGUCUUAUCACGGCAGCGGAAGCGAUUGGUCCAAUUACAAUAUGCCAUUGGCACAUCCGUCGAUGUCACCGCAGGAUCCGGUCAUUCCUUUUUCACCCCCUAUGCAAGCGGUUCAGCAGCCAUACCAUUACCUAUCGCCGCUGGCGCCGCAUCCGUCCCAGUUGCCUCCGGCUCCAGCAGGUGUCCCUCCGGUCUCUCGUGAAUGGCCUGCCAAUACCGAUGCUCACACCGGUCAUACUCAUGUGUCCAGCCGAAUGCCGAAGAUGGGUCGCGACCACAGCACCUCUCUGUCGCCCGUUAGGGGGCCUUUGUCAGUCAACCAUCGAGACCCAGUCCGCGCUUCGCCGGUCAUUCAAGAUCAAGAAGUAUACUCACGAUCACCCGUUCCACUUCCGAUUCCAACACCGGGCAUGUUCCAAUGUGACAUCAGUUUCCUGAUCUAUUGCGCUCGGAAAAAUAAGCAGAAGAAGACGACUUGGGUCCCCGUCAAGUCCAAAGAAAACUUGUCGAUAUCGUUCAACUGCCACACAAUCGACGUGGCUCGCUUCAAAGUCUUGGUAACUAACACAUGCGGAGCGCGCCACCCAAAUCUGCCUCCGUUGAUGGACCAUUGUACAAAUGUGUCGCAACCAACAAUGCUCUGGGUGGCCCACAUGGGUCGGAAUCCGGCAUGGCUAAAGACUGGUUCUCAAUGCGUGGCCAGUGACCCGAUGUUUUCUGCCUGGAUGGAUGCGAUAAUCAAGGGUGGUGUGAAGAAGGGCGGUCUCUACCUCAAGAUGGCCAACCCAAGCGCGGAGCAAUCACGUGCAGCCGACAACGAUCUGAUGGCGUCAACCGUUCGGCGUCAUGAGGCUCAAACGGCGACUCUAAGGGCCGCUUUGGAUAAGGCUCCGAUGGCCUCGGGUUCCGCGUUGGACGGUCCUUCACAACCGCUGGCCAUUGGCCAGACUCCCUUCGAUCAGGAUGAUGAUGCGGAAGACUCGUGUGAUGAAGGUUUUGAUGCGCGAAGGAUAAUCGAGGAGCAAAUCUUCCAAAAAUAUGCGGGUAACACAGGGGUUGACCCAAGGCAUACGGUCUACCCCCACCCUACGGAUGUGAAUCGCUACAUUAUCCUCACGUCUGGUAAUGUCACAUCCUGGGCUAGGGCCAUUCAUGGCAAGCAUAAGGGGGUCAGUCUCACCACCCCACCGAGCCGUCUCAAGUUCUAUAACAAGAGAACUCGUGAAUCAGCACCUCUCCGUCCAGGUGACCCAUCAUCUGCAGCGACGCCUGACGCCUCCGCCCCGACCUCGCAGGCACUGUCCCCAGAAAUGGUUGCUUCCAUCGUCGACAUAUGCACCGAAAGAAUGGCUAGGAAACGUCCCCUCUCACCUGACAUGGCCACAUCUGCCGUGGGGGUUGCUGGGCCCGAAGGCGAACUGCUUGAAUACCUCCUAUUUGCUGGGGUCGCGAACACUGAAGAGACCAUGCGCGUCCUGAAACGGAACGAGGUCGACAGCUACACGAUGUUUGCCGAGGGCUUCUUCACCAAGGACCAGUUGCAACAGUUAGGUUUGACGGUUGGUACACUCGCGAAGCUAUGUCGAAAUGUCGGCCGUUACGAGCGCAGCCGUGCUCAGGCAAGACGAUGA
Molecule: messenger RNA, 1632 nt
Organism: Puccinia graminis f. sp. tritici CRL 75-36-700-3
Lineage: Eukaryota; Fungi; Basidiomycota; Pucciniomycetes; Pucciniales; Pucciniaceae
Exons: 3
Coding region: 1-1632 (543 amino acids)
Source: RefSeq, a predicted model, not a curated record